GACAGUCAGAUAGCGCACUAGGAGGAAAUUCAGCCACCGCUAUUGAGACCAGCAUAUUUUCUUUGGGAUAUACUGAUCACAAAGCCUUUCGACAAGCUUUUUUUCCCGACGGGGCAAACAUGGCGACGCUGGGACCGGAGCCCCGUCCUCAUUCCCAGCUGCCGUCUGCCGCAGUACAGACGAACCUGAGCGGACUGGGCUCCAGCACGAACCUGCCUUUCAACCGGGGCUUGGAGAGAGCUCUGGAGGAUGCGGCGAGCUCCGGAUUCCUUAACCUCAGCACAAGAAAACUGAAAGAAUUCCCUCGGACAGCAUCUAAUUAUGACCUAACGGAUACGGUUGAAGCAGAGCUGUCAAAGAAUCGCUUGAUUGACAUCCCGUCAGAGGUGUGUCAUCUGGUCUCCCUGGAAACGCUGAACCUUUAUCACAACUGCAUCAGAAGCAUUCCUGAUUCCAUCAUCAGCCUUCAAUCCCUGACCUGCUUAAACAUCAGCCGGAACCAGCUGUCGGUGCUGCCAGCGUGUGUGUGUGGUCUUCCUCUGCGAGUGCUCAACGCCAGCAAUAACAAACUCAACGCACUUCCAGAAAGCAUUGGCCAGCUCACCAAUCUCAUGGAGCUGGAUGUAAGCUGUAAUGAAAUCACAGCUCUUCCACGUCACAUUGGCCAACUCAGAGCUCUGAGGGAACUCAAUGUGCACCGAAACCUUCUCUGUGUCCUGCCAGAGGAUUUGGCAGAUUUACCCCUGGUCAAGUUUGAUUUCUCCUGUAAUAAGGUUUCUACUAUUCCUGUCUGCUAUCGAAAAAUGGCCCAGCUCCAAUCACUACAGCUGGAGAACAAUCCACUUCAGAGUCCUCCUGCGCAGAUCUGCAUGAAGGGCAUGAUUCAUAUAUUUAAAUACCUCGCCAUGGAGGCAUGCCGGAGUGACAAGAUGGCCGAUGCCAUGUACCUUCCUGUCUCAGACCGCCUCAGCUUGACACGACCCACGAAUGGGAGCAUUGAGGACAUCGAUCAGCACAAGAAACUUGACAGUGACUCUGGGGUGGGCAGUGACAACGGAGACAAACGCCUUUCUGCUACAGAGCCAUCAGAUGAAGACAGUCUCAGCUUGAAUGUGCCCAUGACCAACAUCACAGAGGAGGAGGGCUUGAGCAAAGACGACUCCAGUGAACACAUCAGCGCUCUGACAGCAGACAGAAGUUCAUCAGAAUCUCUCAAGGACCAUCUGGGCUAUCGAGACUCUACCCUCAGCUCACCGUUUGUCAACUACAUCAAAGGUCGAGGUGUUGACUUCGAUGAGCCCCUCAGGAUAGAGGAAGACACCAACUGGGUUUCAGAACAAACAUCAAAGGUCAAUAUGAUUAAUCAGCUAAAGGAAGCUGUGGAGAUGCUACAGGAUCCUAACAGGGUUAACAUGAACUCUGCUGAUCUCUCCAGUAUUAAGCUCUACCCUGUGGAAAUGGUUACAGUAGAUGAUUCGCUCAAUGGCCAAGAGAGUGUCGAUUGUCAGGCAACGCCUAAGGCGGCUCCUGGAGAAUGCUGGGAGUUCCAGAGGAAGCGACAGUACAUUCUAGAACGGGCCCGGCUCGAGGCUCAGCUCGCAUGUCAACAUUAUGCCCUGCACAUGGCACAACAGGGUGACGUGAUUGGCCAGGAAGGAUCAGGUGAUAGUUGUGAGAACCAACUUACCAAGAGUGAAGACAUAACCCCAGUUUCCAGCCCUACACUGAGCUCACCUCCCUUUGGUCUAAAGCCCAGAUCAGCUUCACCCUCUUUGCCAUGCUCGACUCCGCCCUGUCCCCGCCCCCUUACACAGGCCCCGCCCACCGAUAGAGACACGCCCCCUAGCCCAGCUGAAGGAGACAUGCCAAGCAGUGUGUUUUUCAGGACGCACAAGACUCUGGAAUCAGUGGAUCCUCAGUUCACCAUGAGGAGAAAGAUGGAGCAGCUCAGAGAGGAGCUGGAGCUCACAGAGCAACUGCGAGAAAGUAUUGAGAGCAGACUGAAAGUAGUUCUUCCUGAAGAUCUGGGCUCUUCUCUCAUGGAUGGGGUAGUGCUUUGUCAUCUAGUCAAUCACAUUCGGCCGCGUUCAGUGGCCAGUAUCCAUGUACCAUCCCCUGCAGUGCCCAAGCUUAGCAUGGCUAAAUGUCGCAGAAAUGUUGAAAACUUUUUGGACGCCUGCAGGAAAAUGGGAGUCCCUGAGGAUAAGUUAUGUCUGCCGCAUCAUAUUUUGGAGGAGAAGGGCCUGAUCAAAGUUGGCAUCACUGUGCAAGCUCUGCUGGAUGAGACUUCGGCCAACGAGACACUCGUCACAUGAGUCACACAAACACAAGCCAGUCUCACUGACACUAAUUCCUUUUGCUGACCUCCAGCGCCAGACGAUCUUUGAGAAAUUCCCUGGACAGAGUCCAUUUAUUUCUAUUAGAACAGGUGAUCCUCAGCUUGCAGGUAUAUGCUCAUGUUUUCCUCACUCUCUCUUUACUUCAUUAUUUAGUACUGUUAUCUGAUCACUGUUGCCUGGGCCAUAGUCAUGUAAAGCCGAGUUCAGACUGCACGAUUUUUAAAGUAGUCGGGUCACUGUUCUUUACACACUGCAUGACUAUCUUGGCCAGCAUUCAGUCGCUGCUGUGUUCAUACUGCACGAUGGAUCGGCAACAAAAGGUUUCACACUCCAUGACUUUACAAUAGGAAGAAUCACCGACAACUAUGUCUGGCAUGCAAACUACGUUUCACAACCAAACACACGCGAGAUGUGACAAGAAAACAACGCGAUAUCACGCGUGCAAGACUGGAGUUCUCUAGUGAGACUGGGAUUAUUAUUAAAAAUGGUAGCCCGCAAGAAGCUUGCAGUAAGAAUUCCCUGUGCGCUGAUUUGCAGAGAAAAAAAGAAAAAGAAAAGAAGAUUAUGGAGGAGGAAAUGGUUGGGGAGACGCGAGGAACAAGGAUUGUGUGUUCUUAUAUCAUGCUUGCUGGUCUAUAACUCCUCCCUGAACUCCCCACUGCUCUGUAUCUUGCUCUCUCAUUGGCUGUCGGUCAUCGCCAGUGUAGUUUUCUGUCAGAACACUUUUCACACAGCAUGAUUUUGAAUCGCUGACAGGUCCAGAUAUUUAGCAUGCCAAAUAUCUCACGGGCAUCGGCGACUUGUCUGCGAUUCUCUCAGAUCGCAUCUUUGCUCAUUCACACUGCGUGAUUGUUACACGCGUGAACGAGCACCGAUUUGCCUGUGAUUUCGGGCAUUUGUCAGCGAUUUCUCAAAACCUGUCGGCGAGCCAAAAACUGGGCUAAAAUCGUGCAGUCUGAACACGGCUUAAAGGGUUAGUUCGCCCAAAAAUGAAAAUUAUGUCAUUAAUAACUCACCCUUAUGCUGUUCCAAACAUGUAAGGCCUCCUUUUAUCUUCGGAAGUAGUCCAUGUGACAUCAGAGGGUCCGUUGGAGUUUUUUGAAGCAUCGAAAAUACAUUUUGGUCCAAAAAUAGCAAAAACGACGACUUUAUUCAGCAUUGUCUUCUCUUCCGUGUCUGUGUGAGAGAGAGUUCAAAUCAAAGGCUUGAAUCAAGGGCAAUCAUCGCCAAUGACGCCAUUACGUCGAGCGCGAAAGAACUGGUGAACCGUUUUCUUAAACCGGUUUAUUGAAUCGAACUGUCCGAAAGAACUACUGGUGAUCCGAACACCGAUGCAACCGGUUCUUCACUCGUGAACGAGUCAGUCUAUUGUUUGUUAUCUGGCUCGGCUCGGUGUUCAUCACAGCAGUUCAGUCAAUGUACUGUUUGAGUACAUGAAUUACUCCGGGAUAUUGGUUUGUUUGAACUCAGAGGGAGUGUCAGCCACAUUAAAAAAGUUAACAUCUUAAGUCAUUUGUGGAGUUAUUAAUGACAUAAUUUUCAUUUUUGGGCGAACUAACGCUUUAAGCAACUCAAAACUAGCUUGAGAUAUGAAAUUCCUUUUAUUUAAUAUAUGUUUAUUUAUUAAACAGUUAGUUAAGGAUAUAUAUAAUUGUGCACAAUUUUAUAUAUACAUCUACCUAUGUUUAGCUUAGAUGAUAUUUGUGCUUGGCCUUUGGUGAUGUAGAUUGAAAUCACUUGUCCUCCCAGAUUCCUAUGUUUUUUUUUUUUUUUGUAACCACAUUUGUACUUGUUUUUGGGAGACGUUGAUGAUUUGUCUCAGGGGAGGUGUGGCCUCACUUUAGUUUCCUACAGUCUCCGCUCUGCUCACCUGUCAGUCAGGUAUGAUUUCACUAAAAGAGUAUGUUUGAGUGUGUGGACAGUAGAAAACAUGCCUGACAUUUGUUUUCGUUUGUGUAUGUGUGAUCGCUAUCUUGAGGAGAGUAUUUCUUUUGUGAGAGUGAGAGAACGAGAGCACAUGUUGGCACUUUUGUAUGUAAGUUUUUGUGUCAAAGAACAUUUUUUUUUUUUUUUCUGUUAUUUUACUUGCGUGCGUGUUUGCUUGUGGAAGGUCUGAUGUCCAAAGCUUCAGCUCCUCACAGAAACAGACCAAAACAUUUGAAGCUGGUUUCUCACUGGGGAUUAUUUGACAGUUGCCAAAAUUAUUUUCUGAUAGCAAACUGAUUUACAAACAUAAUCAUUUUAUACCGUUUUUACAAUGAUUUCAGUGUGUUCUUAAAAUAAGAGUUUUGUAUUUGUAGAAGGAUUUGUAAUGUGAUAUUGGUAUGUGGAUGUGUAAAAUGUACAGAACAUUUAUAUCUGAUGUGCUUAUUUUAAUAUGUUGAUUUCAAUUAAAGCACAAUUUAUGAGUGUGAGUUAACGGGGGGAAAAAAAACUAUGUAUUAUCUUCUAGGUUCUUAUAUGAAAGCAGUUAUAACACUUCCAUAUGUGAUUUCAGAGAAAAAGGCUGUAAUUAUUUAUUCAUGACAAUAAUUUCCAUGCAUUCAGUACUAAUGCAUUAACGAUUAUGUCUGUACUGUAAUUGGCAACAAAAAACAUUAUCUGCUCUUAAAAUUUGAUGCACAUUAUUAUACUGUAGCAAAUAUUAGGGACAAAAUCUGGUCAGAAGCUUUAACUGUGAACACCAAAAACAUGGGGCAUCAUGGGUUAAAAUUCUAUCCUAAUCAUAUUCAUACUAAUUCCUAGAUUUUUUACACCAUAAACAUGUCAUAACUGAUUAAAACAAAUAGGAAAAAAAUGAAAGUGUUGAUUAGAAAGUAAUUUUAGAGACAUUUGAACGGAAAGCACUUAGAUUUUGGUCUUUGGUGGUAGAUUUACAUGGUAUUUUACAAACCUUUAAUGUUGCAUUUUAUUAUUAUUAUUAUUCAUGCCUAGUUUAGACAGUAGUCACUUCAUAAAUUCACUGCUGUAUCUUUUAAGAAAUUGUGUUCUUAGGGUUGUCCUCAGACAUUAAAAACAUUUGAUUUGAUUUGAGGUUUAUUGUUUAUAUUCAUUCCAGUACAUUAUUAAAAUCUCUACUACAGUGUGGGCAGGUUGUGCAUCUUUACUGUACUGUCAACAUUCCCCACCACUUCACAGAAAAAGUAGUGACACUGUUUCACACAAACUAGAUAGAGGUUUAAAUGCAGAGUUGAUUUUAAAUGAGUUUUUUGCACUUUACGUAUUUGGGAUUGUCUUUUUGGCAACUGGCAAAUAGUUUUAUGCAUGGUAUUAUAUUACAGUAUUUGGAGAAAAUAUCAGCUGAUCAGAUCACUAAUGUGUUUGAUAACUCACUUUAAAAUGGGAUACAAAUCUUUAACUGCUGAAUGUCAUGUGGCUAUUUUAUCUACUUUGAUGUAUAAAGGAGAAAAGGCUUGUACUUAAAAUUUUUGUACUUUAAUUUUAUAAAUAGGAAUUAUUUUUCCAUGUCUUUUCAGUGUUCGGGAUUUUACACCUUUGUAAUUCUGUGAACUUUAAAUGCAUGUACAGUAAUGUUUAUUGUGUGUGUGGGGGGGGGGGCAUGCAUGUCACUCCACCUUUUGCCUUAACCUCUGAAAAAAAGGUAUAUUUUUACCAACUUCUACCAGUAAAUACAUUCACCUUCA
Carassius gibelio (silver crucian carp) is the source of this 5983-nucleotide messenger RNA. RefSeq names its product leucine-rich repeat and calponin homology domain-containing protein 1-like. The transcript has 21 exons. NCBI's taxonomy places the organism in Eukaryota, Metazoa, Chordata, Actinopteri, Cypriniformes, Cyprinidae. The record is from RefSeq and is a predicted model, not a curated record. Gene Ontology annotation, molecular function: protein binding. The coding region runs from base 120 to 2315 and encodes 731 amino acids.